CUGGGGCCGGGGCCGGGGCCGGGGCCGGAGCCGGGGCCGCGGCUGAGCGGGGACAGAGCGGGGUCGCCGCGCCCUUCGAGCCCCCCGAGGGCGGCUUCGGCUGGGUGGUGGUCUUCGCCGCCGCCUGGUGCAACGGCUCCAUCUUCGGCAUCCACAACUCCUUCGGGAUCCUCUACAUGAUGCUGCAGAGCGACCUGGGCGAGGGGGAGAAGGAUCCAGCGCUAGAGUUUAAAACAGCGUGGGUCGGCUCCCUGGCCAUGGGGAUGAUUUUUUUCUGCUCUCCCAUCGUCAGCAUCUUCACCGACCGGAUCGGCUGCAGGACCACGGCGGCCAUGGGAGCUACCAUCGCCUUCAUCGGGCUCCUCUCCAGCUCCUUCACCAAGUCCCUGGAAGUCCGUUAUUUCACAUAUGGGAUCCUCUUUGGCUGUGGCAGCUCCUUUGCCUUCCAGCCCUCGCUGGUCAUCCUCGGUCACUACUUCAAGCGCCGCCUGGGCCUGGCCAACGGCAUCGUGGCCGGGGGCAGCUGCCUCAUCUCCGUGCCGCUCCCCUUCUUCCUGAAGAUGGUCGGGGGUGCCAUCGGGCUGGCACACACUUUCCAAGUACUCAGUGCCUUAAUGCUCAUCCAGAUCUUCUUGUCCAUGACCUACCGGCCCAUCCUGACGCCUUCAUGUGACUCUCAGCACGACGGGCACGACAAGAUGGGCAGCCGGAGCAUGAGGCAGCAGUGCUGGGCCCAGACCCGCAAGUAUUUCAACCUGAGGGUUUUCCGGAGAAAGACCUAUCGGAUUUGGGCCUUUGGGAUCGCUACUGCUGUCCUGGGAUACCUCGUACCUUACAUGAACCUGGUCAAAUAUGUGGAGAAGCGAUUUCAGGAAACCAAAAAGGACUGGAUCCUCCUGGUUUGCCUCGGGGCCAUGUCGGGGCUGGGGCGCUUGGUUUCAGGCCGCAUUGGCGACUGCAUUCCCGGGCUGAAGAAGAUUUACCUGCAGGUUGCGUCCUUCAUGCUGUUGGGCCUCCUGUGCAUGAUGAUCCCGCAGUGCCGAGGCUUCGAGGGCGUCAUUGUCAUCUGCCUCUUCCUUGGCCUCUGUGACGGCUUCUUCACCACCAUCAUGGCCCCCAUCGCCUUCGAGCUGGUGGGGCCCAUGCAGGCGUCCCAGGCCAUAGGGUACCUCAUGGGGCUGAUGGCCGUGCCCAUGACUGCGGGCACGCCCAUUGCAGGAUACCUCAAUGAUUAUUUUGGGAAUUACGACGCGGCCUUUUACUUUGCGGGGGUGCCGCCCAUCAUCGGCGGCCUGGUGCUCUCCGUGGUGCCGCUGGUCCACCAGAGGAUGCUGAAGAAGCAGCGCCUGGAUUCUGGCAAAGACAAGAUGCUGGUGUCGGAGGCGGUGGUGAACGGGGAGCUGCUGCCUGGCUGCCCGGCCUCCGAAGCACACAUGUGACGCCGCUCCCGGCUCUCCCAGGACACCAGCAGCCUCUCGUAGCCCCAGCACAGGCCCUUUCCCAGACGGACCGAAAUUCCCAGUGAUCGCAGAUGCACUAUGUUUGUAAAGGAGAAAACACAAACAUUUCUUCUAGUUAAAGGCUUUUAACUAGCAGAAAUGCUCUUUUUUUUUUUUUUUUUUUGGACAGUUUUGAUUUCAAAGCCACCUUUUUUUUUUCCCCCCCUAACCAUUUUUGUAAGGAGAACUCUCACCAGGAUUCAAACUUGAUCGAGCUCCCGCUCCUCUCCCAGUUUUCUAUACGUCACGACAGAGGUUUACAGAUAAUAAAUGCCUUUUCCAAGCAGGCCACGGAUGGAACUUGUUGAACCUUGCAGCUGUCCAUCCUCCUCCUCCUCCAGUGUCACUCGGGUGUCACAUCCAAGUGAGACAGCCCCGUCCCCGUCCAGCACCUGGGGCUGUUUUGGAGCCAGAGAUCCGAAGGAGGAAACGCUGCUUUAGUCUGAUGCACAAACCAAAUAAAUGUCAGCGAGUCCCGCUUUCAUCUUCCUCUUUCCUCCUUUCCCGCUGCUCUCCCACACCCCCAGGGAGCUGCAGCUGGGAUGACAGGGAGCUCGGCUGGCUCCAGCCAUCGGAGUCACAUGGGAGCACACCCUUCCUGCAAAAUAUGCCUUAAAAACGCGUGGAUGAGACCAGCAGGUCCCUUGGCCGCUUUCCACCUCCGUUUUCCCAGCCAGCAAUUAAUGAUUGGGCUUUUGAGAUGCAAAAGAGAGGGGCAGCUCCUUGCACAGCCCACAGUGCCCGGCUCUCUGGGGCCAAAUCCUUGGGAUCACCACCAAAAAGGGCACUUUGGUGGCUUUGAGGCACACAGGGCUGGGACAGAGCCCCUGUGUCAUGGAUCAACUCUGCGCUGGGAAGUGGCUUCCCUGCUGGGCUCAGGGGCACCCACAGGUGUGGGGAUGCUGCUGGCUCAGGGCACAGGGUGCCUCUGCUGUUUUUGAGGGCCAGUUGUGUAUUAUGCAGCAAUAAGCAAGAGUCAGUAUUGGUGGGGAAUCCCAGUUUUCCAAAGGGUUUGACAGCCCCAGUAGUGUUUAACUCGUAGCCCGUGUGUUGUCACUGAGCUGGUGCAGGGUCAGUGCUGAUCUGGGGGGAGAGGGAGAGGGUGCAAGGAAAUCACACAGCCAGUGGGUACCCACCACACUGAGUGGCAGCAGAGCUCAACCCCAGUUCAGGCAGGAAUCCAUCACUGCCCACAGAAAAUUGUAGAAAUUCAAAUUGCUCAGAGAAGCUGUGACUGCCCCAUCCCUGGAAGUGCUCCAGGCCAGGUUGGGCACGGCUGGGAGCAACCUUGGAUAGUGGAAGGUGUCCCUGCCCAUGGCAAGGGGCUGGAAUGAGAUGAGCUUUAAGGUCCAUUCCAACCCAAACCAUUCCAUGAUUCUAUGAUCAUCUCCAGGGAUUGCUAAUGAGCAUGGCUAAUGAGUGAGAAGGGAAGUUCUCCUGCCCUGGUGGGUCCCUGUGUGAACAAGAAGCCAGCUGGGAUGGGGGUGCCUUUUCCUGGGAGAGAGCAAGAAACAAAACUCACAUUUAUUCUGACUGCAAACCCGUCCUUCAUCAGAUUUUCAUUUUGUUCACCUGGCAGUAAAAUCUCAGAUGUCUGAAGAGGGACAUGUGUCGUGGGGAACAUCCCUUGGUCUCCGGGCGAGUGUGGGGGUUUGUAACACCUGGACAUGUCUUUGCUGUGGAAAUUUGGGCUCAGUGGAGGCCCCUCCCACAGGCAGCAGUGGGACUUUUGUACAUAAUAGGCUCAGGACCCUGCAUGUCCCUCUGGCCCUGUUUUUAACCCUUCUUGGCUGAUGCAUUGUAAGGUCUUGUGGUCUCGUGGCCCUUCUGUCCCUGUACGAGCUGGAAAAUUACCUGGUGUGUUGUGACGUGUCUGUUUAUGAUAUAAAAUGAGAUGUCUACUUGUCUCUUUCUUGGAUACACUUUUCCAUGACUGUUCGCACCCUUCAUGGCCUGUAUUGCAUCCUCUGCUUUGGCUCUUCUGAGCCAUCCCUGUGUUUGGGGAGCCACGUGAGGCAGAUGAAGCUGCAGGAGGAGGCAGGGCUUGAACCACCUAACCCGGCUCCAGCUGGGAUCUGCCAGACUUAGCCUAGGGCAGGUCGUUAAUCUGGUGCUUUUUGGGUGGGAGCCUUGGAAGUGGGGCAGCUUCAAAGCCCUCUGACAGCUGAAGGAAAUAAAAAACUCCUCAUUGUAACUCCUUCUGUGAGUUUUGGGGCAUUAAUUCACAUUGGAGUUUGAUGAAGUUCAUUAAAUCAUACUUUGGACCUUAAUGCCCCCCAAAGGAGAGAUUGUGAGAGGUUUAAAUUCCAGAAGUAGCUUCUUCAGAGCAGGCGGAGCAUGAGCAGAGCUGUCUCCAAACCCCAUCUGGGCUGAGUGAGUGCCUGCACAGCAGAGCCCACUGAUGGCUGAACCCAGACUUUGUGUGGCAAAGCCUCCCUUGCUCCUAAGGUGAUUUAUGGUUCAAAUCCCAAAUUCCUACAGAAUUCCACUUGCCUUAACUGCUCCAGAUGCCUGCAAAUGCACUGGGAGCAGCCUGCAUUCAGUGCAAGGGGUGCUUAACCCUGCAGUGGCAUCAGAGCAGCUGUGCCAGCCCAGAAGGGGUGCUGGUACCCGCAUGUGCACCCCCCUGCAUUUUGAUCUUUCCCCAUGGCUUUUAUUAUUGACCCUCUAGGAGAUUUGGAGUGAUGAGGUGCUCUCUUGGCCACCCCAGCCUAGUCAGAGGAAGCCACCCCUCAUCCUAUCCCAGACGCAUGUCUGGUACCAGCUUACCAAAACCACACUCAGUGUCUUUGUCUGGUCAAAAUCCUGCCCUUGGUGGACACAAGGACAAAUUCUGCAGGUUUGGACAGCAGCCAUGAAAGGUCUCCUCAUCAGCAAACACAGAUGGGAAUGGGAAGGGCAAAGGUUGGAGCAGUGUCAACAUACGGGGAGUAUUUGGGGCUUGUUUGUCAGAUUGCUGCUGCUGCUGCUGUGGGUCUAGUUUGGCCCUUUUGAACACCAGGCAGUUUGCAAGAAUUUCUGCACGUGACAGGUGGGAUUGUGAGCAGAGAGGGGUUGCACUGCUCUCAAAACCUCUGCUCAGCCUCUGGUGGUCUGGUGGUGUGAUGCCAAUGGGUCCCUAACUGCAGCAAAAAGCUUCAUCCCAAAGCUCCCCCUGCCCCAUCAGGGUCAUCUUGUCCUAGCCCAGAACACCCCCAUCCCCUUUGGGGCUGCCUUUUACUCAGUUUUCUGACAAAAAACCCAACCUUCUCCCUCCCCUGCGAGUGCCAGGCUGUGAGUCCUGCCCCUCUCCCUGCUCUGGGAAGGGAAGGGAAGGGGGAGCCCAGCACUCAGGCUCGGCCAGCUUUGGGAGCCAGCAAGGAAAGGGGAGUGGGCUGAGCCCCCGGGGUGGAAGGGAGUGGGGAGGGCCCCACUUCAGCCCGUGGUGUUUGCAGAGCUGCAGAGCCUUAUGUAAGCGUGCAGUGAGCACAGGACAUGUCCCAGCAGCUCCUGCUCGGGGCUGGGCUGGGGCUGCCUCUUAAAUCUUUACCUUAAGGGUGUUCAAAACCAACUUGUUGUCUUUUCUUCUGCUUUUUUUUUUUUCUUUCCUUUUUUCUUUUAUUAUUGUUCUACUGCAGAGUGAGGCAUUGGGUUUAACUCCUCUGGCUCUGGCUCAGGGAUGGAGAGGGACAGCUGAGCUGGAAGGGCUCCUGGGAUGGCUGUGUUUGUGAUGGGAAGGGGAGCAGGGCUUUGGGAGCUGUCUGGGACAUGCCAUGAUUCAUGGCUUAGUGCUUUUUUCAGUUUUGGAACAAUAUGCAGGAGCUGCUUCACUGCAGCUUGCCCUGCCCCGAGGUCCUGCAGCCAAGCAAACACAAGUUUCGAAGUCACAGAGCUUAAAUUUAUCAAAUUCUGGCCUCUCUCCAGCCGGGGUUGAGGUUUCCUAACAUUUCUCUGCUGUGGGAGCUGUGGGAAGGCCACAUCCUAAUUGCCAGCCAAACAGAGGGCUUUUGCAGGUCUGCUGUGGUACCGUGGGGUUUGGAGACCCCCAAUUUCAGGAGGUUUUGGCUCUGCCUCCCACCGUGGUGGUGCUUUGGGGCUGCCACUCAAGGAGCUUCAUCACCCCCUGGGCUGAGCUGCCUGGAAGAGCCAGCAGGGUGGUGGCCAGCAGCUGGGCAAGGACAUUCCUGCCCUUCCUUCCCUGGCAGCGCCAUGGGAAUGUUCUGCAUGGCAGCAGAGGCUCUCUUUGGUACGUGGGUGCCAAGAGCAAUUUGCUCUGGGCAGCCUGAUUUGGUGCUGAGGAUCUCACCUGCUCCUGAUUUGAACCCUGGCUGACACUUGCACCUAUAAGUGGCCACGUAAUCCUCACCUGGGUAGAGGUGAACUCGGAUCAAAUCCUCUGAAUUCAGGGGGACAGAUCCAGCCGAGACUUUUGCCAUCUCUCCAUUCUUCACUGCAAACCAUUCCUGGCUUUUGUGUGCUCCUGCACACCACAGUUUUGUCUGGGGUCACUUUGAUUAUUUUACCUUCAAUUAUUUCCAAGCUGGCAGAGUCUGCUUCUCCUUUUCCAGCUAGAAGCAGAAAAUUCGAAUGACUUUGAAAGCCAAGGCAAGCAGAGCAGCUCCCUCCCUCCACCUUUAUGCCAUCAAGUGUGGACUUGAGCUCUUUUGGGUGCUUACAAGCACCCUCGUAACCUUUGGGGACAAUGGUGGGGUUGAGAAGUGCUCCUUAAAUCCUACUCCAGGGUGCAUUGAGUAACAUCAGACAAGGAACUGGCACAGAGAGGGGCUCCAUGGGCAAGUAACAACCAAAAGAAAGGUGUUUCCUUUCUUUUUGAGAGCCCUGGGCAGGAAAGCGAACACAGAGGUGGAUGGAGCUCUGAAAGGCCUUUGUCCUUCAGGGGUGAGCCUGUGCCAUUGCUCCAGGUCCUUUAUCUGCCUGGCACGGCCACUCUGUGAACUUAAGCCCUGGUGACAGGGAGGUUAUCACUGGGCUUUGGUGGGACCACUGGCACAGCCCCUCUCGGGGGGGCUUUGUAGUUUUAUUUUUGCAAAUAUUUUGCCGUGCCCUCGGUGCUCCCCUCAAGGCCAGACCCUGCGAGUGUCCCCGUGUCCCCUCUGCCCAUGACCCUCGGUGAUGAAACCCUACAGGUGCAGGGCUGGGAUCCGCCUUCCCAGCCCAGAGGAAUAACACAAAAUCCCUCCUGUUUCCUGCAAAACGUGGCUCUGGAGGAGGCUUUGCACCUCCAAAGUUUCUCCUCUUUUUGCACCCUACUCCCCAAGGCUCUCCCUGCACCCCGCUCAGCCCGCCUGCAAACACAGCCCCUCCUGCAGCUUUAGAGACAAGACUCAGGGGCUGUUACCAGGGAAUGCAGCUCUUUUUUGGUCCUUUUUGUAGAUUUUUAUCGUGGUGAGUAAGAUGAGUUGUUUACUGGAGCAGGUUCCUGCGCUGAGGUGAUGCUCCCCCUCAGGUGGGCCCUGGCCAAGCUUCCUGAGCCCGGCUUUCAGCCCGAUCCUUUCGGGAAAGAGCUCCGCUUCCCCAGGCCUGAACUUUCCCAGCGUAUCCUGUUUCAGCCAUUUAAACCCGUUAGAGCCAGAGGCAGGAUUUUUCUGGGGAGACUGAGGGCAAUUAGGAAAUUACCCCACUCCCCCUCCCCUGCCCUGAGAUCCAGCAGGAUGAAGCCAAAUAUUUGCUUUCGGAUGGGUGGAUUUUGGAGCUGGCUCCACAUAAGAGCACCGGGGCGGAGGCUUGAAUUUUGGCCGUUUCGGGUAAUUGUUUUUGAAGCAGGACCUCCAAGCUUGCUGCCAUCACCCUGCUCAGCAGAUUCCAAAGCCAGGCCCUGUCACAGCUGGCAUUUGCUCCAUUGUUGAUGGAAAACAGUCUGCCCAUGGGUUUUUGGGGUGGGAUGCACCCUCUCCGUGUCUGUACGCACUAGAAAGAUUCAAUAAGAGGCUGCAGCGCUGGUGGUAGCUUUGCAAUCCUAUUUUUUUCUGCUGUGCUCCAGGCUCUCCACUCAGAGCUGUGUGUGGCUCUGAAAUCGGUCCUGGGAGGUGCCCAGGCCUGCUGGGCACCCUGGGCAGAGCAGCAGAGCCAGUGGUCCAAAAGCAGCUGUUCAAUUCAAUGCUGAAAUCAGAUCCUGAAGCUUAAAAUUGUUACUUUUUUUUUUUACAUCUGCUCCUUGUAAGUGAUUUAUAAUCCCUCAAAAUUUUGUAUCUGGAAGUUAAGUGAAUGUGUCUCUUAAAAGUAUGCCUAUCCUUUCAAAAUGUGAAUUUCUGAUUGUUGGAAUAACAAAAAAUAAAAAGAAAGAAACCUACCCCAUAUUAGCACAUGUUUGUAGUUAAUGUUUUAUGAAUGUUGUUUAAAAGAUUUGUGUAGAAUAAACCAGUUUAAAAA
Onychostruthus taczanowskii (white-rumped snowfinch) is the source of this 7868-nucleotide messenger RNA. RefSeq names its product solute carrier family 16 member 2 (gene SLC16A2). The transcript is spliced from 6 exons. The record is from RefSeq and is a predicted model, not a curated record. Gene Ontology annotation, molecular function: thyroid hormone transmembrane transporter activity; monocarboxylic acid transmembrane transporter activity. The coding region runs from base 177 to 1439 and encodes 420 amino acids. NCBI's taxonomy places the organism in Eukaryota, Metazoa, Chordata, Aves, Passeriformes, Passeridae. Gene Ontology annotation, biological process: transmembrane transport.